Molecule: messenger RNA, 870 nt
Organism: Closterium sp. NIES-65
Lineage: Eukaryota; Viridiplantae; Streptophyta; Zygnematophyceae; Desmidiales; Closteriaceae
Source: the annotation of a GenBank genome assembly
AUGCCUUACUUGCACUCACCAUAUUACCUACCACUGACCCACGGCCCGUUCAAAUCUUAUGACAGUUGGUGCGCCCCCUCACCCCCCAGUGCGCCCCCUCACCCCCCAGUGCGCCCCCUCACCCCCCAGUGCGCCCCCUCACCCCCCAGUGCGCCCCCUCACCCCCCAGUGCGCCCCCUCACCCUCCAGUGCUUCCCCCCACCCUCCAGUGCUUCCCCUCACUUCCCAGUGCGCCCCCUCACCCCCCAGUGCGCCCCCUCACCCCCCAGUGCGCCCCCUCACCCCCCAGUGCGCCCCCUCACCCCCCAGUGCGCCCCGUCACCCCCCAGUGCGCCCCCUCACCCCCCAGUGCGCCCCCUCACCCCCCAGUGCGCCCCCUCACCCUCCAGUGCUUCCCCCCACCCUCCAGUGCUUCCCCCCACCCUCCAGUGCUUCCCCCCACCCUCCAGUGCUUCCCCCCACCCUCCAGUGCUUCCCCCCACCCUCCAGUGCUUCCCCCCACCCUCCAGUGCUUCCCCUCACUUCCCAGUGCGCCCCCUCACCCCCCAGUGCGCCCCCUCACCCCCCAGUGCGCCCCCUCACCCUCCAGUGCUUCCCCCCACCCUCCAGUGCUUCCCCCCACCCUCCAGUGCUUCCCCCCACCCUCCAGUGCUUCCCCCCACCCUCCAGUGCUUCCCCCCACCCUCCAGUGCUUCCCCCCACCCUCCAGUGCUUCCCCCCACCCUCCAGUGCUUCCCCCCACCCUCCAGUGCUUCCCCCCACCCUCCAGUGCUUCCCCCCACCCUCCAGUGCUUCCCCUCACUUCCCAGUGCGUCCCCAGUGCGCGCCUCACCUCGCCUCUGGCCUGGUAGAUGUAGUCUAGGCCCGUGA